This is a messenger RNA of Phytophthora nicotianae INRA-310, 3736 nucleotides long. Its product is annotated as TKL protein kinase. NCBI's taxonomy places the organism in Eukaryota, Oomycota, Peronosporomycetes, Peronosporales, Peronosporaceae. Gene Ontology annotation, molecular function: protein kinase activity; ATP binding. Gene Ontology annotation, biological process: protein phosphorylation. The transcript has 6 exons. The coding region runs from base 1 to 3648 and encodes 1215 amino acids. The record is from RefSeq and is a predicted model, not a curated record.
AUGAGACGACCACUCCAUCGACACGGACUGGCGCCGCUUGUCGUGCUCUCAGCGGUUCUGGUUAGUCGGACAAUUGCUCGAGUUUUCCAGACGGACGCAUGUGAGAAGCCAGCGCCGACACUAGCAACUUUGCGACGGAGUGAGGAUAGCGCGUCGAAUGCUGAGGUUGUGUAUCAAAACUGCACGGUGGUGAAAAUCAGCUCCACGUCCAGCAACGGAACGACGACGAUCGAUGCCAGCAAUUUGGAGAUCGCAGCAAUCUCGAGUUUCCCGGCCGUGACCACCGUCGUAUUAUCAGGAAACCAGGUCACCACUAUCUAUGAAGACACCGAGGCCACCGUCAAGACGUUGGACUUGUCGACGAAUGGACUCAGCGCUUUGGACGCCUUAUCAAUCCCCAGCAGUGUCACCCGACUGGUAUUAGACAACAACUCGAUUAAGAGUCUCGACGACGGAGAGAUCCCGGAUACUGUCACUACUUUGUCUUUGAAGAACAACGGCAUCGUUGUCCUCACCAGCUUCACUUUCAGCGAUACCCUCGUAGUGCUUGAUACGAGUCAGAACACUAUUCACGAUCUGUCCAAGUGGCAAAUGCCGACCCAGCUUCAGGUUUAUUCAUGUAUCGACUGCGAUAUUGAGAAACUCUCGGGCGUGACGUUGCCAUCCUCCGGUUCGCUGACUUCUCUCGAUCUGGAAGGCAGCACCGUCGACUCUUUCGAGGUCGCAAACUCGAGCAUGCCGCUUCUAGCAGGCCUAGGUUGGUUCAAACUGACAGUGUCAAGCUCCAGUUGUAGCGACUCAAGUGCCACUCAACAACAGGUGCAGACCGUACCUGUUUGUAUCCUACCCGAUGCAGUAUACAACAGCAAGUUUGUGAUCUCAGACUCAAAUGGAACUCCUGGACCGCCUCCGAAUGGCUCGGAGCCAAUCGGUGCUAGUGCUUCCGAGACUACCGCUUCAUCUGGCUGGAUGUUAGUGGCGAUGAUUUCAGGCGCAGCGCUACUUUUAGUGGUCAUUGGCGGUGCAGUGGGAUAUCUCGUGUUCCGGCAUCGCCGCACAAACGAGAAAUUCAAGGACUACACGGCGGACAGGAGCUCUGGAUUUCGGUCUAUAGCUGAAGCUCGUACCACCACGAACCCCACGACUCACACGUUCUUCGAACGGACAUUAAAUACGGGAAAUAUGGCAGCAGAAGAGCAUUCCGAUCUGGACGAUACUCUUGUCAGUACGAAGCAUCGAGGGAUGAACAGCACCAUGGCCUCUUCUACUUCCACUCAUGUACCAUUACCACUGUCCUUAGACAACGAUAUUCGCACGGAUCAGGAGAUGCGGGGCUUCCGUUUGAUGCACGAAGAAGUGGUUCGAGGCAAGUUAAUUGCCAAGGGAGGCUAUGGUGCUGUAUACAAAGCUACGUUCCGUGACAAGACUGUGGUUACCAAGCAACUCCUGCCAGAACGAGCUCGUGAUCCGAGAAUGUUGAACGACUUUAUGGACGAAAUCCGGACGUGUGCGUCGCUGGAUCAUCCGAAGAUUGUGAGAUUUAUCGGCUUUACCUUCACUUCUCUAGUGGAUCUCUCUGCAGUGUUUGAGUACAUGCCCAAUGGAGACCUCGCUACACUGCUACAGAAGCAACUUAAACGCGAGACGCGUGAUCCAUCGGCUCGUGACUCUUACGGCUGGUUCAGGUCUAUGAAAUCCAACAGAGGAGGCCUCAAAUGCAAGUCUCUCGUAGCUCUCGACAUCGCUGAAGCGCUCGUGUAUCUACAUUCCUUUGAGAGUCCUAUGAUUCAUCGAGAUCUCAAGCCGAACAACGUGUUGAUGAGUGAGAAAUGGGAAGCUAAACUCACGGACUUUGGAGUAAGUAAGGAACUCACAGAGGACCAGACGAUGACUGCUGAGAUCGGUACGAUCUCCUGGAUUGCACCCGAAGUGUUGCGUGGAGAACGGUAUUCAGAGAAGGCGGAUGUGUAUUCUUUUGGCGUCAUCAUGACCGAGUUGGACACGUGUCGUCGACCGUACUCCGAAGGCGUCCCGACCGACAGCAACCGCGGUGGGAACAUCAAACACACGAACGCUCGUAUCGCUGUAGAAUGCAGCGACUGCCGAAUCACAGAGAUCGUGGGUGUAACAUUCCCAUCGAAACUCAAGACAAUGACGUUGGGAGGAACUACUGUUACAAACUUUGUCGUGCGAGAAUCCGACGUCGACGUACUGAAGACUGCACAACUGAGUCUCACUGUCAGUUUGGACGAGGAUGACUGCUCAAGCGUAUCAGGCACGGUCACAACGAUUUCAAGCAGUGUCUCUGCCUGCGUUCUCGAUGAUACAUCAUUCUCCAGCUUGUAUCCAAUUAGCAAUGAUUCUGGUUCUUCUGGAACCAGUUCCAGUAAUUCCACGACAACCAGCAGCUCCAGCACUAAUGGAGACAGCACUACCAGUAGUAACAACACAAACCAAGCGUCAGGUGGAUCGGGAACUAAUACUGUGGUCAUCAACGAAAGCAGCUCAAGCUCCAGUGCAGGUUUAAUCGGUGGUAUCGUUGCAGGUGUUGUCGCUGUUCUUCUCAUCAUCGUCGGCUUCAUCGUGUAUCGUCGACGUCAGAACAAGCGACGUAACUCGAACGCUGAUGGCUUUAUGGCUCUACCGACAAGUAAAAACCCAUCUGGUGGUCUUACGGCAGGCUCUGCAUCACAAACACUAUCGCUCCCUCCAUCAUCCGAUGGCUACCUCAGCAACGACGUGAGGAACGACGAAGAUUUGAUCCCUUACCGCCUGCCAAUCGAGGACAUUGUGAUCCAGGAAGAGCUCGCAAGUGGAGGCUUUGGCGUCGUUCAUCUCGCGCAUCUCUACGGCCAACGUGUGGUGGUUAAGCAGAUUCUACCCAAGGCCAUGUCUAAAGAUCUUUUACGUCGAUUUAUGGAUGAAAUCCGUCUGUACGCACGCAUGGACCACCCGAAGAUCGUACACUUUAUCGGCUUAGCAUGGACGAACCUCCUGGAUCUGUCUUUAGUCGUCGAGUACAUGCCUCGAGGUGACUUAACUACACUAAUCAGGCAGAAACGGCUUGAAAAAGAUGGUCGUCGGACCUUCUCGUGGGUCGGUGAGGACUCUCAACCACGCAGCAAGAUCGAAAUUGCCUUGGAUAUGGCGGAGGGACUCGUGUACUUGCACUCGUUCGACCCGACGAUCAUCCACCGCGACAUCAAGUCACGCAACGUGUUACUGAAUCACGAGUGGGAAGCCAAGCUCAGUGACUUCGGUAUCUCACGAGAAGCUUCUGAGUCGACUAUGACUGGCGGUAUGGGCACCAUAGCUUGGAUUGCACCAGAGGUUUUGCAGGGCGAACGGUACUCAGAAAGCGCGGAUAUCUUCUCGCUCGGUAUUACUCUGAGUGAGAUGGAUACCUGCGGUCACCCGUACAACAGCCACAAAUCCGAGGUCGAUGCUCUUACUGAUGCGAAGAUCGCUCUGCUAGUGAGUACGAACGCCAUCAAGCCCACGAUCGAAGACGAUUGUCCACCCGAGAUCCGCGACGUGAUCCUCAAAUGCGUGUCUUUCAACGCGUCCGAUCGACCAACAGCCGUCGCAUUGCACUAUCAACUGAGAACGAUCGCCAAUACCUACCAGGAUAUGGCGAUGAUGCAGUGAAAAAUUCAUCAAAACCACAUAAUGAGGGGUUAGCUCGAGGGAAAUGGCUCCUGCCUAUUGAAAAUACAUUUAAAGUUUUUAGCAACGA